Morchella importuna is the source of this 750-nucleotide messenger RNA. RefSeq lists its product as uncharacterized. Bases 1 to 750 code for a protein of 249 amino acids. Gene Ontology annotation, cellular component: nucleus. NCBI's taxonomy places the organism in Eukaryota, Fungi, Ascomycota, Pezizomycetes, Pezizales, Morchellaceae. The transcript has 2 exons. Gene Ontology annotation, biological process: mitotic DNA damage checkpoint signaling; protein phosphorylation. The record is from RefSeq and is a predicted model, not a curated record. Gene Ontology annotation, molecular function: protein serine/threonine kinase activity; ATP binding.
AUGGAAUACAUUGAACAGGGAGAUUUAAUGGCCCUUGUCGAACGACAAAGGCUAUCGGAAGAAGAAGGAAAAAGUAUUGGGCAACAGCUUGUUGAAGGGUUGGACAUUAUGCCCAGCAACUAUCUCUGUCAUCGUGAUCUCAAGCCGGUGAAUAUCAUUGUAGUCUCUUCAUCUGCGGGGCUUCUACGUGUCAAGCUGGCUGACUUCGGCUCCGCAAAGUCCGCAGUUGGCACACGAUUGCGGACAGAACUUGGUACAGAGGGGUAUAUUGCAACAGAGGUCCUCAACUAUGGCGAUUCAGAUACCUCGACUUACACAUUUAAAGCUGACCUCUGGUCGCUCGGUUGCGUACUUCUUUAUGUGCUCACAAACAAGCUGCUGUUGAGAAGAUACAGGCCGUAUUUCCGGUAUACUACUGGGGUUGUACCGUUUCCGCGUCAGGAGCUAGAUGAAAAUGAUAUUUGUGAACUGGGUAUCCAGUUCAUAACCGAACUUAUGACUCCCGAGCCUGAGAAAAGGCUUAGCGCCAGUCAGGCAUUGGUACAUACCUGGUUUGUUGGAGGUGGGUCAAGAAGUGGAGGACUUGAUGAGGAACUCCAGCGCAACAUACAAUGUGAAUGUGAGUCUCUGUGGAUCGCGUUGUUUAUUGUGUUCUUGUUACCUAAGCUCACCAUCGACUUCACAACUUGUAGUACCGGCGCUUUCCCGAAGCGAACCAGAAACGCCGGUAUCUUUGCGCCCCCCAGAUAG